GCUGCUGCUGUCGCUGUCGCUGCUGCUGUCGCUGUCGCUGUCGCUGUCGCUGUCGCUGCUGCUGUCGCUGUCGCUGUCGCUGCUGCUGUCGCUUUCGUCGCCGCCAGAUGUGUGUGUGCGCAUCCACUUGGAAAACACGUUGUGGUUCUCCCUGAGCUUGCUCGCCAAAUAAGCAAUAGCGGCGUGUGUCGAGCGAGUCAGCCUAGCAGACCGAAGUGAGUCAGUGUUGAUGAGCUCUUCCAAAAUGGCCAAGUCGCCAGCCGGCGUGUGGUUCGAGCCAGAACCAUGCCACUCCAUAGCCCGGUGGAUAGCCUCGGCAACCGUGGCCGCCCUCUGUUUGUAGCCCACAGUCAACGGGACUGCCAGUUCAACGACGCCAGGAUGUGGUCCGCUAAGAUGCCUCUUCAACUCGCGCAUUGCCGGCUCCAUGCGCUCAAAUAUAUUUUGUCUUUCCAACGUGCUGACCUUGGCAUCGAUGCAAGUGUUGCCAGAGCGAGAGACGGAUGCUGCACCGGCCUGCUCGUUGCUAGCCAGACUGUCCUCGUUUGCUGUGCUGCCCAUAUCAGACGGCGUAGUGGGCGCAGGCUGGGUCUUAAUUUCGCGCGAAGCAGUAUUCUCCGUAAAAAUAUGGUUGACGUUGUUUUGCGGUGGUGCAGUGUUGACAGCAUUAUCCGCGCUUCUCUUCGCUCUCUUGCCGGAGGAUGCCUGCUCGGAAGCCGCGUCCGCCUUUCUUUUUGUGUUUGUUGGCUGGGAAGGGUUCAUGUGUUGCUUCGGCCGCUUUGUAGAAGCUGGCUGAGCACAGUCGUUUUGACAAACCCUCUUUCCCAAGACAACAGCGGACAUGGCGAAGGUGGUAAUAAUGAUAAGAAGGAAAUGGGUGUGUGAGUGAAUGUAGGAAUAUGGAAGCGAGACGCGAAGUGAAAGUGAAUGAAUUUAAUAAUGACAAAUGAAAGCGUGAAUUUGGGUUAAAGUGAAUUGGUGAAAAGUGAAGAGAAAAUUGUGCGAAAACAAGAGGAAAG
Kickxella alabastrina is the source of this 1019-nucleotide messenger RNA. RefSeq lists its product as uncharacterized. The transcript is spliced from 2 exons. Bases 286 to 885 code for a protein of 199 amino acids. NCBI's taxonomy places the organism in Eukaryota, Fungi, Kickxellomycota, Kickxellomycetes, Kickxellales, Kickxellaceae. The record is from RefSeq and is a predicted model, not a curated record.